Cololabis saira (Pacific saury) is the source of this 3142-nucleotide messenger RNA. Its product is annotated as prostaglandin G/H synthase 1-like. Gene Ontology annotation, biological process: cyclooxygenase pathway; response to oxidative stress. Bases 81 to 1865 code for a protein of 594 amino acids. Lineage: Eukaryota; Metazoa; Chordata; Actinopteri; Beloniformes; Belonidae. Gene Ontology annotation, molecular function: heme binding; oxidoreductase activity, acting on single donors with incorporation of molecular oxygen, incorporation of two atoms of oxygen; peroxidase activity. The record is from RefSeq and is a predicted model, not a curated record. Gene Ontology annotation, cellular component: cytoplasm; neuron projection. The transcript is spliced from 11 exons.
UACACCAGACAGGGGCAUGGAGAAGGGAGUCAACCUCUGUUCUCACAGAUCAUAGAACAGUGACACAGCUGCUAACAAUCAUGAAAGACUGCAGCCUCCUCUCCACCUGCGUGUUCCUGCUUCUGCUGCUGGAGAUCACAGCGUCUUCUGGUGACACACGUGUUGUGAAUCCCUGUUGUCACUACCCAUGUCAAAACACGGGAGUGUGUGUUCGAAUCGGCACAGAAAGCUACAGCUGUGACUGCACUCGCACAGGCUUCUAUGGAGAAAACUGCAGCCUUCCGGAGCUGUGGACCAGAGUUCGUCUCAUGCUUAAGCCCAGUCCCAAGGCGGUUCACUUCAUCCUCACUCAUUUCCAGUGGUUUUGGGACGUCAUCAACAACAGCUUCCUGCAAGACACCUUCAUGAGAUUAGUGCUGACAGUCAGAAGUGACCUUAUUCCAAGCCCUCCGACCUACAAUAGUAAAUAUGGAUACCUGAGCUGGGAGUCCUACAACAACCUGUCCUACUACACCCGCCUCCUCCCUCCCGUUCCUGAAGACUGCCCUCUGCCAAUGGGGACUAAAGGCAAACCCGUUCUUCCUGACCCCAAAGAGUUGACUGAGAAAUUUUUCAAGAGAAGGCAAUUCAGGCCGGAUCCUCAGGGAACCAAUUUGAUGUUUGCCUUCAUGGCUCAACACUUCACGCACCAGUUCUUCAAGACGGAUCACAAAUUUGAAGCCGGAUUCACGAGGGCUUUAGGUCAUGGGGUGGAUGCAAGCAAUAUAUACGGAGAGGACCUUGAACGACAGCAUCAACUUCGGCUACAUGAAGAUGGAAAGCUGAAACAUCAGCUGAUCGACGGUGAGAUGUACCCCCCUACGGUCGCUGAGGUCCCUGUGCAUAUGGUCUACCCUGAAAGUUUCCCCAAUGAACAACGGCUGGCCAUUGGUCAGGAGGUGUUUGGCCUCCUCCCAGGUCUCACGAUGUACGCCACCAUGUGGCUCAGGGAGCACAACAGAGUCUGUGACAUCCUCAAGGUGGAACAUCCCACCUGGGACGAUGAGCAGCUCUACCAGACCACAAGACUCAUCAUCAUCGGUGAGAUCAUCAAGAUUAUAAUAGAAGAGUAUGUGCAGCACCUGAGUGGCUACCUACUGAAGCUGAAGUUCGACCCUUCCCUGCUCUUCAACGCGCGCUUUCAGUACAGUAAUCGCAUCGCUCUGGAGUUCUGCCAGCUCUACCACUGGCACCCGCUGAUGCCAGACAGCUUUCUCAUUGAUGGAGAUGAAAUCCCCUUCUCCCAGUUCUUAUACAACACCUCCAUCCUCUUGCAUUAUGGCGUGGAGAAGCUGGUUGAUGCUUUUUCUCGACAACCCGCGGGUCAGGUGUGCGGGGGUCACAACUCUCAUGCAGCGGUGCUCAGUGUGGCAGAAAAGGUCAUCAGAGAGUCCAGAGCCACACGUGUGCAGCCUUUCAAUGAAUACAGAAAGAGGUUCAACCUGAAGCCAUACACCUCCUUCUAUGAAUUCUCUGACGAUAAAGAAAUAGCUCAAGGUUUAGAGGAAGUCUAUGGGGAUAUAGAUGCUCUGGAGUUUUACCCCGGUAUCCUGCUGGAGAAAACUCGUCCUGACAGUAUAUUUGGUGAGAGCAUGGUGGAGAUGGGCGCUCCCUUCUCCCUGAAAGGUCUGCUGGGAAACCCCAUCUGCUCCCCUCACUACUGGAAGCCCAGCACCUUCGGCGGAGAGACGGGUUUCAAUAUCGUCAAAACUUCUACUUUGAAGAAGCUGGUAUGUCUCAACACCAAGUGGUGUCCAUACGUGGAUUUCCACGUCCCACGGAAUGAGGAAGAAAGAAAACCGAGGAAACCCUCAACUGAACUUUGAUGAAUAAUCACCCGCUGAUCUUCAUCAGUGUGUUGCUCCAACAACAGGGAAAAAAAGUCAUUUUAUUAACUUUUUUUUUUUAAAUAAAAUUCAAAGUUUUAAGAUAUGGUCAUUUAGUUGUUUUAAUGAUAUCCGCAGUAAUUGAAAUAUUGUACAUUAAAGCACGUCUACCUCCUAAAAAGUGCAGUCGACGAACCAUUUUGUCAGAUUAUUGACGUAAUAACUGAUUUCUGUCAAUAACGUUCCUCCACAACUUGAAUACUCAGUUUACAUCUGUUUAUACAUUUUCUUUGCAUUUUUUGUGACUUAAUGUGACUUUAUGUAUAGCAGUUAAUUAACUUUUCAAGGGAGAAACUACUGACAUUAAAAAAUUAAAAAAGAGAAAUAAAUCAAUGUAUUAUAAUUUGCCAAAAAUAAAAGUGGACAGUUUUAAAUGUGUAAUAUAUACAUGUGAUAAGCAAAACUACUCACAGAUUUCUCACUCUAAAUAAUUGAUGUAUCAUGUCAGGAUUUAUAAUUACCCUUGUGUCACGGUGAUCUGUAGCUGUCUUUUAAGUUUUCCUUCUUUCAUGUUUAGAAACUUCUUUAUGGUAUUUUAUCACAGGAUAAUCUUUUCUACAAUCUUUUCUACAAAAUUAAAUAAUCCAAGGUCAACACACUCUGACAGAACCCAAUUCACUUACUGCAAAAGCUUGAUAUUAACUAAAUGUUCAGUUUUUACAAAUUAAUUCACAUAUUUUGCCAGCUGCGUGUGUCAUGUUUUCUGUAGUAAUAAAAGUAGCUAAAACUGUACUUCAGUGCUUGGAAACGUGGUCUCGUUAUGGCAUAUUCCCAUAGUUAAAGUGGACAAAGAGACACACACACUGGACGAUUGGAUCAAUACAUGGGCUCAGCUGAUUCUUUCAUUCAGCUUAUUAUUUGAAAAGAAAAUCCCCUUCAGUUGAAGAUUUGCUGAUUCCAGUAGCGUGUACUGGACUGGAUGGUGGAGUCAAAGAUGUGCAGCAUGUAUCAGAGUGGAUAACAUUUUCAGAGCUUUUUUCUUCCUUUAACAUGAGUUGCCGGUUUCGUGUCGUUAGCAUGCUCGGCUGGUUGAAAGGUGUCUGCGUUCUCUUCCAACACAGCAAUGCUCACUUGACUUACUGAACAUACUCCCAACAAAUCAGAAUUCAUGACAAGUUGUGAAUCAAGUCACGAAGGAUUCAUUUUGAAUUUGGGUCUGACACUGAGACCACUGCAUUGUUUGAUUUUAUUUUAUUUUUAUUUGUCUAAAACAUGCA